AGUCACAAGCAUUUACAUAAAUAAUUUCUGACUGAAGUAAAUACAUGUCAUUUAACACUUCAGUAAUAUAUUUUUAGAAAAAAAAGUAAUGCUGAAAAACCCGCUUUCGAAAUGAUGUGAUCGCUCGCGCGCACGAUAAUAAAACUUCCCCACCCUCCUUUUCGGCAGCGGUAGCUCUGCGGCGCAUGCGCUUAAUAUUGGUAUGACCCCUUUCGGUUGCCGUCGCUGUAUAGCACAUGCGCAUUGGAUGCUUGACGCCACAUUCCCCGCCUGAGCCUCAAAGCCGAAAAACUCGUCUAGGUUUAGUUGGCUACCCUCGGAAAAACAAUUAAGAAAUUAUACAGUCUUUUUUUUAUGCGGAACAAAACCAGAAAUCACACAAUCACUUCGGCAUUUUUCGUGUGGAUACAUAUAUCCAGCUUUAAAGACCGGCGGCGGUGUGGUGGGUACCUUGAUCAAGGGUACUACAGCAGGAAGUGGGAUUCAAGCCAGCAACCUUCAGAUUGCAUGACUGCAGCCCUCACCGGUACACUGUCUGCGCAGUAAUGCCUGUUAUGGACCAUCAGGUGGAGGAGUGAUUAGGGCUGUCUCAUUUCAAAUUCCACCUGCUGGUGUAGGACCCUUGAUCAAGGUGGUGCUCUGCUGUUAUUCCAGCUCACAGGAAAACGUGAGCAGUUUCUCCAUCCUCUCAUUUGUCUGGCUUCUAGUUGUGCUCUUCUGGCACCUAAUUUUUCCAUCUGAGUCCCUGGCCCUGUAACCAUGGCAACUGAGGAGAAGAAACCAGAAACCGAAGCGAUUAAGGCACAGUCAGCAUCGUCUGCCUCAGCAAGCCAGAGCAAGUCGACUCCGGUGAAGCCCAACUACAGUCUGAAGUUCACUUUAGCUGGACACACGAAGGCCGUCUCCUCAGUCAAGUUCAGCCCUAAUGGCGAGUGGCUGGCUAGCUCCUCUGCUGAUAAACUGAUCAAAAUCUGGGGAGCCUAUGAUGGAAAAUUUGAGAAAACAAUAUCUGGUCACAAACUCGGCAUCUCGGACGUGGCCUGGUCCUCUGACUCCAACCUCCUGGUCUCUGCAUCUGAUGACAAAACUCUGAAGAUCUGGGAUGUGAACUCGGGGAAAUGUUUGAAGACCUUAAAGGGCCACAGCAAUUAUGUCUUCUGCUGCAACUUCAACCCUCAGUCCAACCUGAUUGUGUCCGGAUCAUUCGAUGAAAGCGUACGGAUAUGGGAUGUCAAAACGGGCAAGUGCUUGAAGACCUUGCCGGCCCACUCGGACCCUGUUUCCGCGGUUCAUUUCAACAGAGAUGGUUCCCUCAUCGUGUCCAGCAGUUACGAUGGUCUUUGUCGAAUCUGGGACACAGCAUCUGGACAGUGUCUGAAAACACUGAUAGAUGAUGAUAACCCUCCAGUGUCAUUCGUGAAGUUCUCUCCCAACGGCAAAUACAUUUUGGCUGCCACCCUUGACAACACCCUCAAACUGUGGGACUACAGCAAAGGAAAGUGUUUAAAAACAUACACCGGACACAAAAACGAGAAGUACUGUGUGUUCGCCAACUUUUCAGUCACUGGUGGCAAGUGGAUCGUGUCAGGAUCAGAAGACACCAUGGUAUACAUCUGGAACCUUCAGACCAAGGAGAUUGUACAGAAAUUACAGGGUCACACAGAUGUGGUGAUCUCCACUGCCUGCCACCCCACAGAGAACAUCAUAGCAUCGGCAGCGCUGGAAAACGACAAAACCAUCAAACUGUGGAAGAGCGAUUGCUAAGCUUGUGACGUGCAAGCUCUUUUAUUUCAUUUUUUCCUUUAAUUUUUAUUUUCUUGGAAAAAAGUGGACUUCAUGCCAGACAGAUCACACGUGACCCAUAAGCCCUGUGAGAGAGGACUGGUCGGGCAGCGGGAGGGGAAAAAAGCAAAACUCGAGUCCAGAACACAGCUGCCAAACCUCCCGCACUGAGAACCUCUAAUCGUCUCAGCCUUAUUCGUAACGGGACAUGUCACUGACAAAGGUCUUAACUUCUAAUUUCUCAGACAUGUUGGUACAUUAUUCCCCUUCUCUGAUUUGAAUUCAUUCAAGUACUCGGCUGUAUUUAGAGAAGCACAGCCCAGCUCUUGGUUCUCUGAGAGCAGUUGUCUGAAAGUAGCAGUUAUUUGCAUGGGCAAAAUUAUUUAGCAGUUUUGACAUUAUAUACCAUACUACAUUAUCGCUGAAAGCCUCUCUUUUCCCUGUGGGGUGUUCUUUUGCUCCAUGGACCUGCACUAGUGCCGAAAAUCAAAAUGCUGUGGUGAAAUUGCGCACAGGAUGUGGGACUUACGGCUGCAGCCGCCUUAAGCAAAGCCCAGAUCCCCAAAAUGUUUCCAUUGUUGUGUGUUUUUUUUUUUUUUUUUUUUUUUUUUUCCCCCCUUCUUCUUUUUUUGGGUGGUGGGGUGCUUUUUGUGUGCUGUGACUCUAACCUAUGUGAGCAAAAAUGGAUUUAAUUCCAUCAAGAUUGAAGUUCUUCAUGCCCAUAUCUAACCAUGAAAGUAAAGAAGAAUUUAUCUGUUAAUAUACAUCUUAUUAAAUAUUUCCAAAGGCAUUUCAAAGAACGCAAGCCACGCGGUGAGUGUACCUCUGCUGAGUACGCAUCAAACUCGCGUGUGGUUGCGACAGGUGCAAUGGGAGAAAGAAAUGUCUUCGAGUCCAGAAAUGACAGGUUAGUGCCAUACGGAUAUGAGUGUCACGUGAAGGGAGAUGGAGAUGGUUGGUUGUCGCACUUGACUCUGCUUUAACUAGAAGUCUAGGUCUAAACUUGCAACUAACCUAAUGUGUAUUGGAGGCGUUUACCACUGUACGGAGGUAUUGGGGGACAAUGUGCUCCUUCAGUGCAUUGUGACAAGAUUUUUUUUUUUUUUGGCUGCAUGUGCUGGCAAGCAAGAAUGGACAGUAUGUCACAGUCGUUCACCGCUUUUGGUUGUACUACACCAGGAUUCACCGUAGUAGUUUCAUACUCUGAAUAAAAUGAAUGAGCUGCCAUGUUGCGCUGAAAGGUUUAAAUCCCACCUUCUACUGUAGUACCCCUAAGGAAGGUACUUACUCUGAAUUGAUG
Molecule: messenger RNA, 3082 nt
Organism: Scleropages formosus (Asian bonytongue)
Lineage: Eukaryota; Metazoa; Chordata; Actinopteri; Osteoglossiformes; Osteoglossidae
Product: WD repeat-containing protein 5
Exons: 15
Coding region: 760-1764 (334 amino acids)
Cellular component (GO): Set1C/COMPASS complex
Molecular function (GO): histone binding
Source: RefSeq, a predicted model, not a curated record